This is a messenger RNA of Cercospora beticola, 3944 nucleotides long. RefSeq lists its product as uncharacterized. Gene Ontology annotation, biological process: mitotic sister chromatid biorientation; protein localization to kinetochore; mitotic spindle assembly checkpoint signaling. Gene Ontology annotation, cellular component: kinetochore. NCBI's taxonomy places the organism in Eukaryota, Fungi, Ascomycota, Dothideomycetes, Mycosphaerellales, Mycosphaerellaceae. The record is from RefSeq and is a predicted model, not a curated record.
GUGCCGAGUAACUUUAGCGUGUUGUUGUGUAAACAGAGCAGCGCCAGCAACGAGAGGCUCUACACUUCAGACCAGCACUUUUCUAACGCACAGCACCUCGGCGCGGGCGCGCAUGCAGCAUCACCACCAUAAAAAUGGACGACAAGGAGAAUGUCGCACCGGCGACCAGCAGCGACCCUCUGCAGCGCCUCAAAACCGCCUCAUCAUCACCCAAGAAAGCCAGCAGAAAAGGACGAAGCAAGAGCAUUGGGCCAGGCGCGUUGGAUGAAGCAGAGUCGCCGAAACUCAGCGCAAAGGAUCGCAGGAAAUCGGCAUUUGUGCCAGCAACGAAGAGCAUACUUUCGAAAGAUGAAGAGUCAGCGCGAGCGGCGCGUCGCAAAUCCAUGGCCAACAGGCGCGUCUCUUUUGCGCCGGAGGCCACAUUGCAUACCUGGGACAUUGUGAUGGAUCACCACGAGCACACGACCUCCACAGACUCGGAUGGUAGCACGCGACGCGCUUCGCAGUUCAGCUCGGGAGAUGCAGCCCAGGACGAGGAAGACCGGCAACUACUGGACGCGGAGGACGAAGCGGAUUCAAGGAAAUCCAGACGAAGCUCAGGUAUUCCACCAAUGAAUUUCAACAAUCCUGAAGACAUCUACUCGAGCGGUAUGAGCGGCAGCGAAGAUUCUGGAAGCGAACUUGGCAACGAGGAGCAGUCGGAUGACGAUGAGGGCACUGCAAUGAGCCUGGAUGUGGACGAUGCAACAGUACAGUCUACAGCGGAGAGCGAUAACAGCACUACUUCCAGCGAACGCCUGGAGGCUUCUCUACGAGCGGCGGCACAAACUGCCGGCACUCGUGGUAUCGAGUACGAUGAAUUCGGAGACAUGUCCAUGGAAGUAGCAGAGGAUGAGAUUACGAACGCAAUGCAACCGUGGGCAGCGCAGAAUGCUUUGGAGAGAAUCGGAUCCGCCACCAUGGACCAGGAAAAUGUGAAUCCAUUCUCGCCAGUCUUUGAGGCAGUUGUGGCUGCACGACAGAAUGCUGCAGAUGACGAUGGAACGCAAGACAUGAGCAUGGACGUGACCAGUGCCGUAGGCGGCAUUAUGAAAGUACCGCGGACUGCUGAACCGCAGAGCUCACCUCGAAGCGAGAACGAUGGCAUGAUGGACCUCACCCAAGCUGUCGGGCGUAUCACAGGCCAGAAGCGUAGACGAUCCACCAGCGAGAAUGGCUCACCUGGAGCAAUUAUUGCCCCCGCAGCAGCGAAGCGAAGACGGUCGUCUGCUGCGAGAACGGUUGUCGACGAUGAGACUAUGGACUUGACCAUGGCAGUGGGCGGAAUUCAGAGCACUGCGAUGCCAGACCGUCGGCGGAGUCUGCGAUCAAGGCGGUCGUCUGGGAUGGUUUCUGACGCGUCGGAAGCCACCAUGGACAUCACUCGUGCUGUGGGUGGAAUUAAGUCUGCGCACAAUGAUGUCGACGAUCAAAGCUUCGCUCGGGACGAAGAGCUAUCUAUGGAGUUGACCACUGUGAUCGGUGGCAUCAGAGACCAUUCGAGGCCUACAUCGAGGCACGGCUCCCGGUCGGGCACGCCACAGCUUGCCAAAUCGCCAGCUUCGAAAUCUAGGAGCACUACGCCAGAAAACCAUGAGCGUUCCAAACAUUCGCCGAACGUGGGCACAAAACAGCUUUUGGCGCCUCUGCUGGAGUCGGCGAAGUCAACGGUCGCACCCACGCCCCCUCGAAAGGCACUUUCUCCGAUGAGAUUGUCUCAGUCGCCUUCACAUCCCAAGACCAAUGCAUCGCAACCUGAGCCCGCGAUGGAACCAAAUGGACCGGCCAUCAGCUCGUCAAUGCAGGAUGAAGUUUCGUAUCCAGAGUUGCCAUCCGCAAGCAAGCAUGCAUCUCCCGCGCUUACUCCAACAAUGAGUCCUUCACGACGACAGAGUCGCAAUAUUGGAGGCAGCGGGCAGCGGGAGAUCAAUGGGGCCUCACAACGGACAGCACCAUCUCCCACGGCUCGAAAGCACUCACCAUCAAAAUUGACAGCAAUCACGCCGGAGAAGCAGAGUGCGUCGCAAGACGAUACUCGCAGUCUUCACGAUACGCUGAAGCUCAUGACAACGCCGAGAAAGGAGACUUUAAAGCACACCACGCCGAGAAAGACACCUGGGGCACAAUUGUCACCUGUGAAGCCUAACACUCCCCGUGGCAGACCGACGCCAAAGGGGCAUGUAACAAUACUGCCGUCUCCGGUACGGCACUUGCACGCCGAUCUGGAGCGUAUACAAGCCAACGGGCAAGAACAAGAACAAAUUGGCCUACAGGACUUUUUGACCAAGGCAGGAAUACGAUUCAUGGACUUGACGACUACCAAGCGAAGACUGACUGUUGCACCUCCCUCGAAGACCAAGAGCCUAAUUGAGAGUGAAAGCGACACAGUCGGUCUCGAGGAUGGCGUCGUCGCUGCUGCCUGCACCAUUCCCGAGCUCGAGAUGUAUCAGCACGCAUGCCACGAGCUCAAACGCUUUACAAAGGAGGGCAAGCAGAUCAUCGCUGAGCUUGAGGAACAAACACUGCAGGAUCAGCCACCGUUGAUACGAGCUUAUGCCAAUGCUACGGCCGAGAGGAAGCUGGUGUUGGAUGCGCAGAUGCGCGACAUGAAGACCUUCGCACGUUUGAGAAGCAAAGAGAUGUGGUAUUCUUGGCGCAGCCAACUUCUGGACGAACUCGUGGGCGGCUUGUCAAAGAUCGGCGACGGACUUAUUCGUGACGACGAUAUCCUAGGGAGCUCCGAAAAAGUGCUCGAACAAGUCUUAUUUCCGCUGUUGACGAAGCACGACACAUUGGAACUAGAAGCUGAGCAACUUCAAAGGACAGCCAACGCCAUCCCCGAAGAGGACAAGGAAUCUCUCAAAGAAGCGCGCGACUCGUUGACAGUCGUCAACCUUGACUUGAGCGAGAAGCGGCGGCGUAUCGAAGACCUGCGCAAGCAGGUGGAAGAACAGGACAGCGCGAUCGACCAUCUUCGGGAGAGCAAAGUCGAGUUCACAGCGGCUAUCCAAGAAGCGAAUCGAGUUCGUGAGGCGUGUAGAGGCGUUUCCGUUGACGAGAUUUCUGCUCUGAAAGCCUCUGUCCGCAACCUGGAAACAACACACCGCUGGUCCAUAACUUCCGCAUCAUCGAACCCGUCAACGUUGACCAUGGCCUACAAAUCCGACAUUGAGCUCUUCUUCCACCCCGCAGCAUUCAAUCAUGGCUCUGGAGAUGCCGAAAGCAGGACCCCCAAUGCGCCUAUCAGCCUGACCUACAUAGCCGAUCGCAGCUUGCAGAAGAAGAAGCCACUCACAACAACCCUGCGAUUCUUCCUUCAGCUCCUACGAGCAAGUCUACAAGCCCUUCCACAAGCCACGACAAAGAUCAAGACCCUCCUGGACCUACUAAGCAGCGGCUGGGACAUCGCUCUACAGAUUCAAGAAUCGGAGCGACAGCUGUCCAUUGAGACUCUAACCUCCUCGAGCAUAGUAGGUGACGAGCGUCUGGACAUCAACGCCGAGAUCCUGCUGCCAAAGGUUCGAAGCAAGGUCCGUACCUCGUUUGAACUGGAAGCGAAAGUAGAAGAAAUCGAUGGCGACGGUACUCUCGGCUUGACGGUUGAUGUUGCUCCCAAGGUGGUGGUGGUGUAUGGGGAGCAAUACAACGAGCAUAAUAUGACUCAAUACCUCAAGCAGAGUAUCGACGGCUACGAGAAGUGGGAUGAAGGACUACGGCUUAUGCGGGAGAAACUUAUCGUUAGGGGCGCCAAAGGAGGUCCGAGGAAGUGAGCUUGUAGCUGCGGGCGGAUGGCUUAGCUGAUGAAUUAUGACUUAUGCAAUUCGGCCUUGGUCGAGAAUGUAAUAUCUCUCGUACUUGCGCAUUUCUACACAAAGCGCCACUCCGUGCCUCGCGGCUGAUCUUCA